AUGCCUACCUACUGGCUCUCGGAUAGUCAGAGUACGUAUCGCUCCUCGGAGACAACCAGAACGAACGAAUCGUAGGACUAACGACAUGCACAGAGAUUGGCGUAGCUUUCUGUACCGGCGGUACGUAGCCAGUACAUCUUAUCUUCCAUCCUGUGCGAAUCCCCUCCUCUAACACCUCCCUCCCUCCCUCACAGGCGGCUUCUUCCUCCUCUUCGGCCUCAUCCUCCUCUUCGACCGCGCCCUCCUAGCAAUGGGCGACAUCCUCUUCCUCGUCGGCAUAACCCUACUCCUCGGCCCCAAUCGCACCUUCACCUUCUUCGCCCGCCGCCAGAAAUGGCGCGGAUCCCUCGCUUUCUGGUUCGGAAUCCUCCUCAUCCUGCUCCGCUGGCCAUUUGUAGGAUUUGUGGUCCAAUGUUAUGGCAUGUUCAUCCUGUUUGGAGAGUUCUUCAAGACAAUAGCCGGCUUUGCGUAUAAUAUUCCGGUGGUGGGUCCUUAUUUGGCGAAGGCGUUGAGUGUGGCCGGGGAUAAGGCGGGAGCGGAUGAAAGGGCGCAUAAGGACUUGCCUGUAUGA
Lecanosticta acicola is the source of this 571-nucleotide messenger RNA. The record is from the annotation of a GenBank genome assembly. Lineage: Eukaryota; Fungi; Ascomycota; Dothideomycetes; Mycosphaerellales; Mycosphaerellaceae.